CACUACGCCUACCCAUAGCCUUUUACUACUUCCCACAGUCACUGUUUAACGUCGCUUCACCGCCGUUUAUAUCUAUCUUCUUCUCUCUCUCUCUCUCUAUAUAUAUACAGACACGUAUACAUACACUCUCCAUCUUCUCUCUCUUCAUAACGCAACGUCGCAAAUGGAGUAGGCUUUGUGUACAGAGUACAGUGUGCGCAGUGCUGUUGGCAACAUUUAACGCACUACCCUUUUCUCUUUCAUGCUCUCUUUCGCUCUCUCUCUGCAUUCAUACUCACUCUCUUCCCUUAUUGCUACUGCUGCUGCUCUGCCUUACAGUUCACGCCAAACGCCUGCUUCUCUGUAACUAUUCUGCUCUCUCUCUCUCUCUCUCCCUCUCGCUCUCUAUACAACACACAUUCCUACAAACUAUCACGCUUGCUAGGCUAUGUAUGAGGAGAGACAAGGAUAAGAUGUUGUCGAGUGACUGAGCUCCUCCAAGACUUCUUUUUUGUUGUACUUCUUUUCCUGCUUCUGUCGUCUGUAUAUGCGCAUCUCUGAAUGACGGUGGUGGAGGAACAAUUGUUUGUGGAGGGGAAGACGAAUAUGAAAAUGGGGUUGCUCUAUUUUGUGCUGGUGUUUUUCCUUCUAUUCCCUCUCGCUUCACCUCUCAGUGAUGAAGGAAAAGCAUUGAUGUCCAUCAAAGCUUCAUUUAGCAACGUAGCUAAUGUGCUGCUGGACUGGGAUGAAGUUCACAAUGAUGACUUCUGUUCAUGGCGGGGUGUAUCUUGUGGCAAUAUCAGCACGUCCGUUGUUGCUCUGAAUCUGUCAAAUCUGAACUUGUGUGGAGAAAUAUCCGCAGCUAUUGGAGAUCUGAAAAGUCUUCAGUCUCUGGACCUUCAGGGAAACAAAUUAACUGGUCAAAUCCCAGAUGAGAUUGGGAAUUGUAUCUCACUUUUACUACUUGAUUUGUCUAAUAACCUGCUUGAAGGAGACAUACCCUUCUCAAUCUCUAAGCUUAAGCAGCUUGAGCUUUUGAACUUGAAGAACAACCAGCUAACUGGUCCAAUUCCUUCAACACUAACGCAAAUUCCUAACCUGAAGACGCUCGAUCUUGCUCGAAACCAGCUUAUAGGAGAGAUACCGAGACUGAUAUACUGGAAUGAAGUACUACAGUAUCUCGGUUUGCGAGGAAACUUGUUAACAGGAACAUUGUCCCCUGAUAUGUGUCAACUGACUGGCCUUUGGUAUUUUGAUGUUAGGGGCAAUAACCUGACUGGAACUAUACCAGACAACAUUGGUAAUUGCACAAGCUUUGAGAUACUGGAUAUAUCUUACAAUCAAAUCACCGGAGAGAUACCAUACAAUAUUGGGUUUCUGCAAGUAGCUACUCUGUCUUUGCAAGGGAAUAUGUUAACUGGAAAGAUUCCUGAGGUGAUAGGUUUAAUGCAAGCCCUUGCAGUCCUGGAUUUGAGUGAAAAUGAAUUAGUUGGACCAAUUCCACCAAUACUUGGCAACCUCUCUUACACCGGAAAACUGUACCUUCAUGGAAACAAACUUACUGGUCCUAUUCCGCCUGAGCUGGGAAAUAUGACAAAGCUUAGCUAUUUGCAAUUAAAUGGCAACCAACUCACUGGAGCUAUACCAGCUGAACUUGGUAAAUUGGAACAACUUUUUGAAUUAAAUCUUUCUAGCAACAAUCUAGAAGGGCCCAUUCCUGAGAACAUCAGCUCCUGCACGGCAUUGAAUCAGUUAAAUGUUCAUGGUAACCGUUUGAAUGGAUCCAUUCCCUCUGGUUUAAAACAUCUGGAGAGCCUCACAUAUCUGAAUCUUUCCUCCAACCAGUUUAGAGGCAGCAUACCACUUGAGCUGGGUCACAUUAUCAAUAUAGAUACAUUGGAUCUUUCGAGUAACAAUUUCUCAGGAUCUGUUCCUGCCUCCGUUGGUGACCUGGAGCAUCUUCUUACUCUGAACGUGAGUUACAAUUAUCUUGAUGGACCCAUUCCCGCUGAAUUUGGCAAUCUGAGAAGCAUACAGAUGAUGGAUAUGUCUUUUAACAGUUUGUCUGGCGGCAUCCCGGAGGAGUUGGGACAACUGCAGAAUCUGGCCUCUCUCAUAUUGAAUAACAAUGAUUUGAGUGGAAGAAUUCCCGAGCAACUAAGUAACUGCUUAAGCCUUGAUAAACUGAACAUUUCUUACAACAACUUCACUGGGUUGGUUCCUGUUGGAAGAAACUUCUCCCGGUUCUCGCCUGACAGCUUCAUCGGGAAUCCCUUGUUAUGCGGUCACUGGUUGGGCUCAAUAUGCGAUCCAUACCCCCCGAAAUCCAGAGCUGUGUUUUCAAGGACAACAGUUGUUUGCAUCACAUUGGGAUUCAUUACAUUGUUGUCGAUGAUAAUAGUUGCUGUAUACAAGUCCAACCAGCCGAAGCAAUUCAUAAAGGGCUCAAACAAGAACCUGAUGCAAGGUCACAACCACAUUGUUUUUAUCCUUGUAAUUGGUUUUCCAUAUUUUAUUCAAGUUCUGACACAUGUUUCCUUGUGGAUAGGUUCAUCAAAGUUGGUGGUACUUCACAUGGAUAUGGCUAUCCACACAUACGAGGAUAUAAUGAGACUCACUGAGAACUUGAGUGAGAAAUACAUAAUAGGAUGUGGUGCUUCCAGCACUGUUUACAAAUGUGUGUUGAAAAAUUCCCGACCAAUUGCAAUUAAGCGACUCUACACUCAGUAUCCUCACGACUCUCGUGAGUUUGAGACUGAACUUGAGACAAUAGGCAGUAUAAGGCACAGAAAUGUUGUCAGCUUGCAUGGCUACUCGUUUUCUCCCAUGGGGAAUCUUCUCUUCUAUGAUUACAUGGAGAAUGGAUCUCUUUGGGAUCUUCUUCAUGGACCGUCGAAGAAGGUGAAACUGGAUUGGGAAACGCGUCUGAAAGUAGCUGUUGGAGCUGCACAAGGCCUUUCAUACCUUCACCAUGAUUGCAACCCAAAAAUCAUUCAUAGAGAUGUGAAAUCUUCAAAUAUUCUACUUGACGAAAAUUUCGAAGCUCAUCUCUCUGAUUUUGGAAUUGCAAAAUGUCUUCCUACAGCAAAAACUCAUGCAUCUACCUAUGUUGUUGGGACAAUAGGUUACAUUGACCCUGAAUACGCCACGACUUCUUGGCUAACUGAAAAGUCUGACGUUUAUAGCUUUGGGAUUGUGAUUCUGGAGCUAUUGACCGGAAAGAAGGCUGUGGAUAAUGACUUGAACUUGCUUCAACUGGUGCUGUCUAAAGCAGAGAAUGACACUUUAAUGGAGACUGUGGAUCCUGAGGUGUCUGUAACAUGCAUGGACGUAUCUCAUGUAAGGAAAACAUUCCAACUGGCAUUACUAUGCACAAAACGUAAUCCUUCUGAGAGACCAACAAUGCACGAGGUUUCUAGAUUUCUGGGUUCAUUGUUGCCCCCUCCUCCGAAGAAACCUUGCUCGACCCCUCCCAAAAACAUCGAUUAUACCCAGUUUGUGAUUGGCAAAGGACAGCAGCCCCAUCUGCAGAUCCCUCAGCAGCAACUCCAGCAGGACAACAAUUCCUCUGAUGCGCAGUGGUAUGUAAGAUUCGGAGAGGUCAUUUCCAAGAACACUUUCUAGAAAUUGUCUUCUGUUCGAUCCCAAUUUUGUCUCCUCUUUGGUGCUUCGUGGACUGUUAUCAUGUUGCUGUUGUAGCUGGAAAAUGUCUAAAAAUUGUGAUUUUUAACUUAGGCAGGCUUCUUGCCAGAUUACUGCGCAAGUGUCAUGAAACAAUGUUGCUACAGUUGCUGUUUUGUCAAACUAUGCAGGCACUGUUCAUUAAUUAAUGCAAUCACAUGAAAUUUGCCUAUCGAUGUA
Molecule: messenger RNA, 3840 nt
Organism: Sesamum indicum (sesame)
Lineage: Eukaryota; Viridiplantae; Streptophyta; Magnoliopsida; Lamiales; Pedaliaceae
Biological process (GO): protein phosphorylation; embryo sac development; stomatal complex morphogenesis
Molecular function (GO): receptor serine/threonine kinase binding; protein kinase activity; ATP binding
Source: RefSeq, a predicted model, not a curated record